Dioscorea cayenensis subsp. rotundata (Guinea yam) is the source of this 867-nucleotide messenger RNA. Its product is annotated as protein ALTERED XYLOGLUCAN 4-like. Lineage: Eukaryota; Viridiplantae; Streptophyta; Magnoliopsida; Dioscoreales; Dioscoreaceae. Gene Ontology annotation, cellular component: Golgi apparatus. Bases 1 to 867 code for a protein of 288 amino acids. The record is from RefSeq and is a predicted model, not a curated record. Gene Ontology annotation, molecular function: O-acetyltransferase activity. The transcript is spliced from 3 exons.
AUGAUACUGAAACAUCCUUCAAAUGUGGGUGCAUUUAAAGAGGAUUGUGAUUAUUCAAAAGGAAAAUGGGUAUGGGAUACAGAAAGGAACAUAUACAACUCUAGUGAGUGGAUUUGCCCCACAAGGCCAACAGGAUACAACUGUGAAAUGAAUGGGAAGGACCUUGAAUAUUUGAAUUGGAGAUGGAAACCAGAUGGUUGUGAGCUUCCUAAGUUUGAACCUUAUAGCUUUCUUAACAUCAUCAGAGGAAAGACACUUGCCUUUGUUGGAGACUCUCUUUCCUUGAAUCAACUGAAUUCACUCCUUUGUCUUGUAUCUCAGGUGGAGAAACCAAUAGAAAUAUUGGAUGAAAUGAUAGAGGGAAAAUUCUUCACAUGGUCCUUCCCACUCCAUGAUACAAAACUUAAUUUUGUAUGGUCAAGAUUCCUUGUGGAAGCAAAACAAAUAGUAGAAAAAGGAGAGCCAAUAGAUGUAUAUGAAGUGCAACUAGAUAAGAUCAACACAAUGUUUGCAAACCUACUUCCCAAGUUCCAUUACAUUGUAAUAUCAAGUGGCAAUUGGUGGUUCUCCAAAAAGAUAUACUUGUAUGAAGGUGGCAAACUCAUAGGGUGCAUAAACUGUAAAGAUGAGAAAAAACUAACAAAACAUGAGACAAAGUUUGGAUUGCAGAAGGCAUUCAAAACAGUGUUCCAAUACAUAAGCAAGUGUGAAGAGUGCAAGGAGUUGUUCACUUUGUUGAGGACUUACUCACCUUCACACUUUGAGAAGGGUUCAUGGUUUGAUGGAGGGUAUUGCAGAAGGAGUCAUCCUUUGGAGAAUGAGGAGAAUGCUAAACAAAAGUUGAGGUCUCAAUGGAAAAACUUGUGA